AUGGAUCACUACGACGCACCCGCAGCACCUUAUGACGAUGACGAUGAUAUACAAUUAUCAUUCGACACAUCCACGAACAAUAAUGAUCCAAAAGUUGAAUCCGAUGUCCAAAUUCAGCAACCAGCUAUUGGUGGUGCCGCAGCCGUGACUCCCGUCGGUGAUAAUAGAUCUGAACGUAGACACGACCAAAGAGUACAACAGUAA
This is a messenger RNA of Didymodactylos carnosus, 204 nucleotides long. The record is from the annotation of a GenBank genome assembly. Lineage: Eukaryota; Metazoa; Rotifera; Eurotatoria; Philodinida; Philodinidae.